Messenger RNA from Andrographis paniculata, 1709 nucleotides. RefSeq names its product actin-1-like. Lineage: Eukaryota; Viridiplantae; Streptophyta; Magnoliopsida; Lamiales; Acanthaceae. The record is from RefSeq and is a predicted model, not a curated record. Gene Ontology annotation, cellular component: cytoplasm. The transcript has 5 exons. The coding region runs from base 296 to 1429 and encodes 377 amino acids.
CAAAUUGGAGUCGAUAUUUUAUAUUUAUAUGUAUGCAUUAGCCUAGUAUAACGUAACGGUACCCACCUACGUACCUCACACCUCCUCCGCCGUACAUCCAGACGGUUAUUAUCCAACGGUCCAGAUCAUCCCGCCCUCUCUUUAAUUCAACAACUUCCCGCUGUGCUGCAAAUCGACGUCCCAUUCCUCAAGAUUGAUACCUGUUGAGCCUCCACGACGAUCUCCGCUGCUCUCUCAAUCGCAUUUCGAGUAACUCGCUCUUUGGUUUAUUAAGGUGAGGAAUCAGUAGUACAAGAUGGGAGAUGCGGAGGAUAUUCAGCCACUCGUAUGCGACAAUGGAACAGGAAUGGUGAAGGCUGGAUUUGCAGGAGAUGAUGCUCCGCGUGCUGUAUUUCCCAGCAUCGUUGGACGUCCUCGCCACACAGGUGUGAUGGUCGGCAUGGGCCAAAAAGAUGCAUACGUUGGAGAUGAAGCUCAAUCCAAGCGAGGUAUUCUAACACUGAAAUAUCCAAUCGAGCAUGGAAUCGUAAGCAAUUGGGACGACAUGGAGAAGAUAUGGCAUCAUACGUUCUACAAUGAGCUUCGUGUCGCUCCUGAAGAGCAUCCGAUCCUCCUGACCGAAGCUCCGCUCAAUCCUAAGGCUAACAGGGAGAAGAUGACUCAAAUCAUGUUCGAGACCUUCAAUGCUCCUGCCAUGUAUGUCGCCAUUCAAGCUGUCCUUUCUCUGUACGCCAGCGGUCGCACCACCGGUAUUGUGCUGGAUUCCGGCGAUGGCGUCAGCCACACGGUUCCGAUCUACGAAGGCUAUUCCCUACCGCACGCGAUCCUUCGUCUGGACUUAGCCGGCCGCGACCUCACUGAUUACCUGAUGAAGAUCCUGACAGAGCGUGGCUACUCUUUCACUACCUCUGCAGAGAGGGAAAUCGUGAGAGACAUGAAGGAGAAGCUCUCCUUCAUUGCGCUCGACUACGAGCAGGAGCUGGAGACCUCACGAACCAGUUCAUCUGUCGAGAAGAGCUACGAGCUGCCUGACGGACAAGUCAUCACCAUUGGCAAUGAGAGAUUCCGUUGCCCCGAGGUUCUCUUCCAGCCUUCAUUUAUAGGCAUGGAAGCUGCCGGCAUCCACGAGACGACGUACAACUCGAUUAUGAAAUGCGACGUGGAUAUCAGGAAAGAUCUGUAUGGAAACAUUGUUCUGAGCGGUGGAACCACCAUGUUUACCGGCAUUGCCGAUAGGAUGAGCAAGGAAAUCACAGCACUUGCUCCGAGCAGCAUGAAGAUCAAAGUGGUGGCUCCUCCUGAGCGGAAGUACAGCGUCUGGAUCGGUGGCUCCAUUUUAGCAUCUCUCAGCACUUUCCAGCAGAUGUGGAUUGCUAAGGCUGAGUAUGAUGAGUCUGGUCCAUCUAUCGUCCAUAGGAAGUGCUUCUAAUGGAGCAAGAGCAGUUCCUCAUCCGCCAUUGCAGCAGGAGCAAGAGCAGUUCCUCAUCCGCCAUUGCAGUAGCAAUAGCAAGGUACUGUUCAUACUACUUUUCAGCAAGUUUUUCGUGAAUUUUUAUUAGAGGAUAUACGCCAUGCCAGCUAGCUAUAUUCAUUUCUUGAAUUUUUGUUUUUCGAAUUUUGUGAUUUCUCAACUUAAUUACUUUUUUCUUAUUUGAAUUUUAAUGCAUAGUAAGUACACUAUGGUUGUUUCUUCAACAUCUCGUUUCGUA